AUGACAGAGGCGGCCGGCGAGAGAGGGCGGCUUACCUUUAAGGGUCGUCGGCGCUUGCAACAGGAAGUACAGACGGAGGCGUCCUUUGUGCCAUCUUGCAGCAGUCUCGAGUACGCGUAUGAUCCGCUGGCGAGCGAGCAGUACGAAAACCUGAUAGAGCUGCGACAGAUGAUCCAGUCGUGCCUGACCCUCGUCGCCGGCGACGUCUACGACGUGGUCAGCUUCAAGGAUAUCCUCUACCAGUUGGAGAGUGAGAUGCCAUCGGCACUGCCUGUAACAGACAUGCUUCUUCUCUCCUCUCGACUCUUCCGGCGCACCGCAGAGCUUGGUCGGCUGCUGAGCUGCUUCUUUGGCGUCAUAUUCGCUGAUGACCACAACGACGAGCACUUCCGCUUCGCUGAGGUGCGUCUGCUCCAGCACGAGAUCCGGGAGCUAAAGCAGCAGCUGAGCGCGUCGGAGGGGGAACGGAAACAGCUGAAGGAGAUGCUGGACAGUGUGGGUCAGGUGGCAUACGACCACGGCAUGGCGGUAGAGUUGCUAGAGACCCACAACAAGGUCCUCAAGAAGCAAAGCAUUGCCUUGGAAGACCAGAUGGCGGUGCUGUUUCAUCAACUCAACACGGGCCUGGAGGGGGACUGCAAAGCCUCGUAUCGGCAAAUGAUGGGGGAGAUGAAGCUGCAGGAAAGCCUCAACCCUGCACGCAUCACAUUCCGGCAAACUAUGGACAGCCUGAGCGAGCAGCUGCGCAACUCACGCCGCCUUAUCACGGAGGUUCGGGAAGUGUUACUGAGCUGCAGCCAGGGAAAGCGCACAGGCGAGGCGUACGCGACAGUCGAGCCAAGCGUACGAUUCAAGCUCAAGAUGCUCGAAUCGAGCUUUCAGCAGCUCAUGGGCCGCUUCACAGCGGUGAAGGACACGGUGGUCGAGACAGCACAGGAGCUGAUGAGUGCACUGCAGGAACGCAAGAAAAUUCUCUACCUCUCUUUUCAGCACAUUCGCCUGUAUGACCUGCAGAACGCGAAACUGCGCAACGCUCGUGCCAUUCUCUCGCAGCUGCAACACAACACGUCUGAGGUGAUGCGUCGCAUACACGUCACCUUCCCCAGUGGCAAUCUCACCUCUGUCGAUCGCUUUGGCAAAAUCUGCACGCAGCGCUGGCAUGGUGGAUACACGCUAGCGAAGCUGCGCGGAUACAAAUUGACGGAGCAGCAGCAGCAAGGUGAGGGCGAACUUGCUGAACCUGUACGAAGCAGCAGUGCUGGCCGUUCGCUGAGUGCGGGAGCAGCACGCAUGCUACCUGGCCUGUCGGAGUCCCAAAUUAUGGCAGCAGAGAGCGAGAUGGCGGCACUUGAGGUAGGCGUGCACAAUACCCAGUCGGCGGCGCUACCGCAGCCCUUUGGUACAGGAAACAAGCGGGUAUCCCACUCUGGCGUCAUCCUCACACCCGGUCGCACCUCAGCCCCGCCGAGCUACGCGGGCUCGAAAUUGGCGAGCACGGGGGAGUCAACUAACACAGUUGACACGCCUGCAGCGGAUGUCGCACCCACGAGCAUGCAGAGUGACGACCGCGAAGUGCUGCCGUUUGACUCCAUCUCAACCUUUCUCAAUUUAAUGCGCAAUGUCGACGUCGACAUGGAGGAGCUGCAGCGCGCCUUGGUGCUGGACAACGAGAUGCGUGCCUUCCUCAAACUGCUGACGCUUUCAGCGUCAACGACGCCACGCGCGGACGCGCUGGAGAUUGCUGGCGGCCUCACCGGGGACGCGGCCUUGCUGGAGCGGCGAGAGUACAAUAUGGAAAUGGCCUUGCAACCCACUGGUAGUCGCCCGGGCGGCGCCUCCGGCGCAACGAACAGUGUGUCUGUCGGCACAGGUCUUGAAAAUCUCACGGCACAGGAGAACAACUCACUCUCGUCCUCGUUUUCCAAACUGGGGAGCCGGAGCUCGUCGUUAGAGGGGCGUGGCGGCUCUCGUGGCGAGAAUGCCUCUUCCGAGGCUGUGUUGUCUCGCCAAUCUGUACAGCUUCAGCGCCAGCAGAGGCAAAUUACCAAGAUGCAGGAGGACUUCACCUCGAAGAUCGCCUUUCUACGGCAGGUGUACGAGGCCCGCAUCGGCGAUCUGGAGGUGCGAGAGACGACGCUGAGCAGGCGGCUGGGCCAAGCAGGGACCUCUCCCUUGCAGCGAAGUACCGGAGACGGCAGCAACGGUCAAUCGUCCUUGCUAGGCGGGCAGUUCGAGGAAGAGCGGCCCGUACCUAUGAGACAGGGUGACAAGGAAAAGCUGACGAAGCUGAGAAAGAUCUGGAAGCAGUCGAAGCGCAAGAUGCAACCAAAUCGAGGUCUGCGCGAGGCCACGGCUAAUGAGCUGUUGCACACGCAGGAGGAGGACAAAGUCUAA
Messenger RNA from Leishmania braziliensis MHOM/BR/75/M2904, 2394 nucleotides. RefSeq lists its product as hypothetical. The coding region runs from base 1 to 2394 and encodes 797 amino acids. Lineage: Eukaryota; Euglenozoa; Kinetoplastea; Trypanosomatida; Trypanosomatidae. The record is from RefSeq and is a predicted model, not a curated record. The transcript has a single exon.